AACAAACAAAAAUCAUUAGAAAAAAAUGAAAAAACUUCUCUUGAUCUUUCUCUCUUCCUUUCUCAUUGUCCAAUCCGUCCACGGGUUCGAUUACCACGACAACGAACUAGAGAGCGAAGAGAGCUUAUCAAAUCUCUACGACAGAUGGAGGAGUCACCACUCUGUUCCUAGGAGCCUUCAUGAAAGGGAAAAGAGAUUCAACGUUUUCAGACACAAUGUGAUGCAUGUUCACAACACCAACAAGAAGAACAACCCCUUCACGCUUAAGCUCAACAAGUUUGCAGACUUAACGGUUGAAGAAUUCAAGAGUGCCUACACCGGAUCAAACAUUAAACAUCACAGAAUGUUUCAAGGACCGAAACAUGGCUCGAAAGGGUUCAUGUAUGAGAAUUUAACCCGACUUCCGACCUCGGUUGACUGGAGAGAGAAAGGUGCUGUCACUGAAGUCAAGAAUCAAGGACAGUGUGGAAGUUGCUGGGCAUUUUCUACAGUUGCAGCCGUUGAAGGAAUCAACCAAAUCAAGACGAACAAGCUAGUCUCACUGUCUGAACAGGAACUAGUGGAUUGUGAUACUAAACAGAACCAAGGUUGUAACGGAGGCCUCAUGGACAUUGCAUUUGAAUUCAUCAAGAAGAACGGUGGAAUCACCACCGAAGAUAACUAUCCCUACGAAGGUAUUGAUGGAAAAUGCGAUGCUUCAAAGGAUAAUGGUGAGAUUGUGACGAUUGAUGGGCACGAGGAUGUUCCCGAAAACGAUGAAGAUGCUCUUCUCAAAGCUGUCGCAAACCAACCUGUAUCUGUUGCAAUUGAUGCUGGAAGUUCAAAUUUCCAGUUUUAUUCUAAGGGAGUGUUUACGGGAUACUGUGGAACGGAGCUGAACCACGGUGUGGCAGCGGUUGGGUACGGAUCAGACUCAAAAGGGAGAAAGUAUUGGAUAGUGAGAAACUCAUGGGGACCUGAAUGGGGAGAGGGAGGCUACAUAAAACUUGAGAGAGGGAUUGAUGAUCCCGAAGGAAAAUGUGGUAUUGCGAUGGAGGCCUCUUACCCAGUCAAGCUCUCGUCUUCCAAUCCAGAUAAAGAUGAUGACGUCAAAGAUGAGCUCUAGAUAUGUGUACACAUUGUGUAAAACCAUAUAAAUGGUCAUCCAAUUCCUUACCAGUUCAUGUUUGCAAGCUUUUUCUGCAUGGUUUGAUAUUGACGUUUGGUUUUAAAUUUGAAUAAAAAGGUCUCGUGUUUU
Brassica oleracea var. oleracea is the source of this 1237-nucleotide messenger RNA. Its product is annotated as KDEL-tailed cysteine endopeptidase CEP2. Gene Ontology annotation, cellular component: lysosome. Gene Ontology annotation, molecular function: cysteine-type endopeptidase activity. Lineage: Eukaryota; Viridiplantae; Streptophyta; Magnoliopsida; Brassicales; Brassicaceae. The coding region runs from base 26 to 1105 and encodes 359 amino acids. The record is from RefSeq and is a predicted model, not a curated record. The transcript has 3 exons.